Messenger RNA from Parnassius apollo (apollo), 1578 nucleotides. The record is from the annotation of a GenBank genome assembly. NCBI's taxonomy places the organism in Eukaryota, Metazoa, Arthropoda, Insecta, Lepidoptera, Papilionidae.
AUGACCAUGGCCUACAAUGGAACAGGGUUUUUGCGCAACUGCACGCCGCCGGCCAUUGACGACUUCCCGGCGGGGUUUUUUACCGAGCAACAGCGUCAGCACGGUGCCAUCGUCCUGCACGCAUUCAUCUCUAUUUACCUCUUCGUGGCACUGGCGGUAGUCUGCGAUAAGUUCUUCGUGCCUGCAGUUGAUAGAAUAUGCCACGCAUUAAACAUGACUAAUGACGUGGCUGGGGCUACGUUUAUGGCGGCGGCCACGUCGGCACCGGAGCUCUUCGUGAACGUUAUAGGGACGUUCAUUACGGAGGGGGACAUCGGUGUUGGCACCAUUGUCGGCUCUGCCGUCUUCAACAUCCUCGCUGUUGCUGCUUGCUGCGGCAUCGGCGCGGGCAUGGUGGUUCCUCUGGACUGGUGGCCACUGACGCGUGACUGCUUGGCAUAUGGUAUUACGGUGUCCAUACUUAUAUGCAUAAUGCAUGACGAGUAUGUGCAAUGGUACGAGGCGUUCCUGCUCGUGUCACUCUAUGGCGUGUACCUUUGCAUCAUGUAUUAUGACAAGUCUAUACAAAACUUUACCAAAGCAAGUUGGAAAUAUGUGUCAGCAAUGAUGAAUAAAAACGAUGAAAAACAGGACAAUUCUCAUGCUGUCGGGAGUGAACUUAACGAAUCUAAAAUCUCUGCAUCGCCCAGUAAGAACGAGCCGGCUGUGGAUCAUUUUCAGCAUAACGGGAACAUCAAAUGCAUUACAUUGUACGCGGAUGAUAGUGAUAAGAAAUCUGAAAUAGUUGAGGAAGAGGACAAUAAUGUCAAUAUUAAAGUGGACUCAAAGCCAAGUGAAACUGAGAUCGUUUCACAAGAUGAAAAUGCUCACAAUGAUAAUAUAGAAGAGGGGAACAAUAAUAAAACAGAUGAAUAUGAGCAUUCUCUUUGGAAAUGGCCAUCUGGAAGAAGCGUACUCACAAAGAUAACCUGGAUAAUAACCUGGCCAAUCCACCUGGUAUUUAUGUUUACGAUACCUGACUGCGAAAAGCCCCGCUUCAAGAGCUGGUUCCCUCUCACGUUUAUGAUGUGUAUCGUGUGGAUAGGAUCCUUGUCUUACAUUGUCGCGUGGAUGAUCACUAUUAUUGGUGACACUUUAAUGAUUCCGGAUUCUGUGAUGGGAAUAACGUUUCUUGCCGCUGGUACGUCAGUUCCAGAAGCCGUUUCGAGCGUCAUAGUUGCAAAACAAGGUCAUGGUUCUAUGGGUAUCAGUAAUUCUAUUGGUUCGAAUACGUUCGACAUUCUGUUAUGUCUUGGAUUGCCAUGGCUAAUUAAGGCUUCACUUACUCCAGCUGAGCCUGGCAAUUAUUGGGUCAAGAUAAAUUCAAUGGGACUGGAGUACUCAGCGAUAUCCCUCCUGUCGACGCUUCUGAUGCUCUAUCUGACGUUUUGGUUCAACAAGUUCAAGCUGGACGCGGCAGUGGGGCGCGCGUGUCUUGCCAUGUACGCCUUGUUUCUAGUGCUGGCUACACUGAUUGAACUGAACGUGUUCUUCCCGGUUAACGUGCGCACGUGCAAAAGAACCGAAAUGAAAUCUUAA